CUGCAGGGUCCAGAGAAAUUUCGGCCGCGGUCAGCCUGGGCGCCUUGGAACUAUGAUUCAGAGCUUCUCGCUUUUAGGAGCAGACUUGGCGUAACGGUAGACGUGGAGACUCUUCGUCUUUGCCUUACAGACAAGUCUUAUGCCGCGUUUGUUGUGGAUGUUGGCGAUGCCACUGGCCCAAUCGAUAAUCGGGAAUUAGCUGAAACAGGACGCCGCUCGUCGGAGGCCUAUAUCUGUGGAUUUUUACGGAAAUUCUAUCCUCGCCUACCCGAGGAGUGGAUUGCCUGCGUGAAAGAUCGCCUUCUCUCAGAUAGCGAUUUGGCUCACGUUGGCGCACACCUCGGUAUGACAGAUAUCCUCCUGUACACAUUAGAAGAAGCGCAACCAGCCGGAGAGUCUCGAUUGCUACCUCAGGUUACAGGCCCACCCUCCUUGAACUCCAUAGCUACGUCGUUUCUAGCAGUUGUCGGUGCACUGGCCAAUGACCAGCAGGCCGCGCAUCUUUUUAUCAGAGAUUUUAUCCUCACGCGGUUGCUACACCUGGAGUUCUGUGCCGACUUUGACUUUCCUUUACAAGAAGAUCCAUUUUCUCUGCUGGAGGGCGUCCUUCGGUCCCAAAAACGCGGUCCACCGGAAGCCAGACUACAAAGACAGAGCAGUAUGAACACUCUGUUGGCGUGCUACCAAGUUGGCAUUUACAGUGAUUGUCAAUUAGUCGGAGAAGCGCCGGGGGAAACAAUUGAAAUAGCCGAGAAGGAAGCAACGCUUCAGGCGCUAAGAAACCUCUUUGGCAUCCACGACAGCCGUCCUCCGCUACCCCUCAGUGGUGCCUACAUCCCGGUGGAUGGACUGCCCCCCAACCCUUCUCUUAGUGACUACAUUAGCGCUUCCUUGUAG
Messenger RNA from Mesocestoides corti, 897 nucleotides. NCBI's taxonomy places the organism in Eukaryota, Metazoa, Platyhelminthes, Cestoda, Cyclophyllidea, Mesocestoididae. The record is from the annotation of a GenBank genome assembly.